CAUGACUGAAACUGCUGGAAAGAUCAUUCACUGCAAAGCUGCUGUUGCAUGGGCUGCUGCUUUACCCCUGUCCAUUGAAGAUAUCGAGGUUGCGCCGCCAAAGAAAGGAGAGGUCAGAAUCAAAAUCAUAUCUUCUGGUGUCUGCCAUACUGAUGCGUAUACACUUUCUGGUGCGGACCCCGAAGGAAUUUUUCCAGCUAUUCUUGGCCAUGAAGGUGGUGGUAUUGUCGAGUCGAUCGGCGAGGGUGUGACUUCUGUCGCUGUUGGCGAUCAUGUUAUUCCUCUCUAUAUCCCCGAAUGCAGAAACUGCAAGUUUUGCAAAUCUGGAAAGACCAACCUGUGCUCGGUUGUUCGUAACACUCAGGGACGUGGGCUAAUGCCUGACGAGACUACUCGUUUCACUUGCAAAGGAAAACAGAUUUUUCACUACAUGGGCACUUCGACUUUCAGUGAAUACUCGGUUGUUCUUGAGAUCUCUCUAGCAAAAGUAGAUCCAAUUGCUUCGCUUGAAAAAGUAUGUCUUCUCGGAUGUGGUGUUACAACUGGUUAUGGUGCUGCUGUUAAUACUGCCAAGGUUGAUGCUGGAUCUACCGUUGCAGUGUUUGGCCUUGGAGGCGUUGGCCUCAGUGUUAUUCAGGGUGCCAAAGCAUGUGGUGCAAGCCGCAUUAUUGGUGUUGAUCUAAAUCCUUCCAAGUUUGAGCUCGCAAAAAAGUUUGGUGCUACCGAGUUUGUCAAUCCCAAAGACCAUCAUGUUCCUAUUCAGCAGGUUCUUGUUGAUCUAACUGAUGGCGGUGUUGAUUAUUCGUUUGAAUGUAUUGGUAAUGUGAAUAUUAUGCGAGCAGCACUUGAAUGCACCCACAAAGGAUGGGGCGUAUCUACCAUCAUUGGUGUCGCUGCAUCUGGCCAGGAGAUUCAAACUCGUCCAUUCCAGCUCGUCACUGGCCGCGUAUGGAAAGGAUCAGCAUUUGGCGGUGUCAAGGGUCGUACUGAGCUUCCCGGUCUCGUCAAAAAGUAUCUUGAUGGCAGCCUUGAUAUUGAUAGCUAUAUCACGCACCGAUUCAAUCUUGCUGGUAUCAACGAGGCAUUUGAUGCCAUGCAUGCUGGUCUGUCCAUCCGAUCCGUUAUCAACUUUUAA
Messenger RNA from Batrachochytrium dendrobatidis JAM81, 1135 nucleotides. Its product is annotated as bifunctional alcohol dehydrogenase/S-(hydroxymethyl)glutathione dehydrogenase. Gene Ontology annotation, biological process: formaldehyde catabolic process. Gene Ontology annotation, molecular function: zinc ion binding; S-(hydroxymethyl)glutathione dehydrogenase [NAD(P)+] activity. Gene Ontology annotation, cellular component: cytosol. NCBI's taxonomy places the organism in Eukaryota, Fungi, Chytridiomycota, Chytridiomycetes, Rhizophydiales. Bases 2 to 1135 code for a protein of 377 amino acids. The record is from RefSeq and is a predicted model, not a curated record. The transcript is spliced from 8 exons.